AUGAUAAAUUCUUCCUCUGAUAAUACUACAAAGACAAAUACUUGUAUUGCAGAAGAGGGAGGAGGAGAAGAAGAAGAAGAGAUUGACCAAAAGUUGAUGGACAAGUUAUCCAUCAAAGAUAAAUCAUCAAUCAAUAAUGUAGAUAGUAAAACCAUAAUAGACAACCUAGAAGAUUCGACAACGACAACGACUACAACAACCAAAGUAACAUUAAUCAAAGAAAAGGAUUUCAAUUCUGAGGAAAUGAUCGAACAUCAUUUGAAUCAACAAUCAAAGCAACAACUCAGUAGUAAUAAAAAGAAUAAAGAAGAUUUCAACUUUAUAAGAACUAUUGGUAAAGGUUCUUAUGGAAAGGUAAAAUUGGUUAUUGAAAAUAGUACUGGAUAUCUUUAUGCAGCCAAGAUAUUGAAUAAACAAUUAAUACUAAAGGAAAAGAAAUCAAAAUAUGUCAAUAGCGAAAAGACAAUUCUAGAUUCACUAGAUCAUCCAAAUAUUAUAAAACUUUUCUAUACUUUUCAAGAUGAAAGUAAUUUGUAUUUUAUAAUUGAAUAUUGUCCAAAUGGAGAUUUAUUGGAUUUAUUAAAAAGGAGUGGAAAUUGUUUUCAAUUGGAUGUAGUUAGAUUCUACUCUGCAGAGAUAUUAUUGACUAUAGAGUAUCUACAUAGUCGAGGUAUAUGUCAUAGAGAUAUCAAACCUGAAAAUAUACUAUUGUCAAAGUCGAUGCAUACCAAAUUGAGUGACUUUGGAACUGCCAAGGUCAUCCACAAUGAAAGAUCAGGAUCAUUUUGUGGAACGGCAGAAUAUGUAUGUCCAGAGUUAUUGGUUGAAAAGAUGGCUGGCAAAAGUGCAGAUAUUUGGUCAGAGUUGACGUUUCCCGAAUCAUUUGACGGUGUUGCCAGGUCUUUGGUCGAUAGGAUACUUUGUCUUGAUCCAAAUGACAGACCUUCAUUUAAUGAAAUUAAAGCACACCCAUUCUUUAAAGGAGUAGUAUGGCAAUCACUCAAUGAUCAAACUCCACCUCAAGUCACCGUAUUUGAACCAAUCUCACCUCAAGAAGAUCGUCAAAGAUCAAAAUCUGUAGGUUCACCAAAUAUCAUCAAUCAACUAAAACUAGUACAAGGACAGACAAAUCAACAACAGCAACAACAAGAACUGUUACCAACUCAACAACCAAGUGGUGGUGGUAGUGGUACAGCGAUAUCAUCUAUUCUACAGAGGGAAAGAUCAACCACUACUAGUUCUGUACAACAAAGUCCAAUGUCUCGAGGACCAAAUGUUACUACGAGUAGUCCAUUAUCACCUCUACCAUUAAUAUCAUCUCCACCACAACAAUCAUCAAAUAACAAAACAAGUGAAUUACCAAAAUCAUAUCAACCAACUAUAUACAUUACACCAACCGAACUAUUGUUACAAGGUAAACCUAAAAUGAUCCAACUAUUACAAGAACAAUCAACUUUGGUUUGGAACAAACUGUUAUUACCAAACGACGAAAUUAUCCUUGGCAUGACACCAAUAGUAAAAAAGACUGGUCUCAUCUCAAAACAAAGACAUCUUAUCAUUACAGAUAGUCCUAGAAUCUUUUGGGUAGACUCUUCCAAAAUGAUAAUCAAAGGUGAAAUACAUGUAGAUCUUACACUUUUAGCAUCUAUUAAAUCAAACAAACAUUUUACUAUUACUUCUAGAGGAAGAACAAGACAUUUUAAUGAUACAGUUACACAAGAUUCGAAACGAUGGGUUGAUUUAAUUAAUAAUUUAAAAUUACUUGGUUCUCUUUCAUAA
This is a messenger RNA of Cavenderia fasciculata, 1779 nucleotides long. RefSeq names its product putative protein serine/threonine kinase (gene pdkB). Gene Ontology annotation, molecular function: ATP binding; protein serine/threonine kinase activity. The record is from RefSeq and is a predicted model, not a curated record. The transcript has 5 exons. Gene Ontology annotation, biological process: intracellular signal transduction; peptidyl-serine phosphorylation. Lineage: Eukaryota; Evosea; Eumycetozoa; Acytosteliales; Cavenderiaceae. Bases 1 to 1779 code for a protein of 592 amino acids.